This is a messenger RNA of Nicrophorus vespilloides, 2378 nucleotides long. RefSeq lists its product as uncharacterized. The record is from RefSeq and is a predicted model, not a curated record. Gene Ontology annotation, molecular function: protein tyrosine phosphatase activity. The transcript has 4 exons. Lineage: Eukaryota; Metazoa; Arthropoda; Insecta; Coleoptera; Silphidae. Gene Ontology annotation, biological process: protein dephosphorylation. Bases 251 to 2191 code for a protein of 646 amino acids.
CGUAAGGAAAAGAAACAGCUGUUAUUAAAACAUGGCCGAAUUAUCUUGCCCUUAUUACAAAUAUUUAUUACAAAAACAAUAUAAAAAGGUAUUAAAAAAACAUUAAACGAAGGCGGAGAUUCCGAAAAGCGGUUCUAAACAUGCUCCCUGCCUGUUGGAAAUUCAUGUGGAGGUGAGUGAAGCGUUCUUCGAUUGGAAAGGGGGCCGAAACAACAGAAGCAACAACAACAAAAAAAAAAAACAAAUAAAUAUGGAAAAGGCAAAACAAAGAAGUGUUGAAGAAGUGGAAGGGUCGUGCGGUAGUGGUAGCAGCAGUCAACAGCAAAGUAGUAGUGAUCGCAAUUUCCCUACACUUAAUUUAGACCCAACAAAUACGCAACCUGUUCUGGUUAUCCAGUCACCAAAGACCCCAACACUCUCCAGGAAGCUGAAAGCCAUAAGCCUUGACUCUGACCCAAAACCACAGACAGAUAUAUCGCGAGAUGUAUAUUCCAUGCCAAACACGCCCAAGAAACAGAACAAGAAGUACCUCACAGAUUUCGAUAGCAAAACCCUAGCACCAACUUCAAAUUUAAAGCGGUUCUCUUCAAAUGUCAGUAUCUCAGGUUCGCAAACAUUGAAGACUCUGCCGGAAAUAAUGACACUGCAAGAUUUUUCUGAGCCAAGGAUUGAGCCUGUCAGAAUUAAAGCUAAGGGGCUGCUCGAACGCAGAGGUUCCAAUGCCAGCCUCACCAUUGACCUCAGCAGCAGCAAUGAAAAACCACCACCAAUCUCAAAGUUGAACACUGCUAAAAGUAUUUCCAAUCUAAAUUUGACUAGUUUUGGGGGCAACUGUGACUGUCCAUCAAAUAAGAAGUUCAAGAAUGUAAAAGAAUUUGAUCGAAGAAAGUCUCAGAUACAUUUAGAGACUUGUGGCAAUUGCACUAUCUAUGAAUCAGUUCCCAGUAAGGCAAACAACUGCAAGGGAAAGCUUAAGCUCUGCAAUUGCAUUUGCAAUCUGAAAUGUGAACGGAAAUCAUUGUCCAAUGAGAAUCUGUAUGUACCACCUUGCAAUUAUUGCCAGCAUCAAACUGGAGCUUUGGGCAGCAAUCAAAGUAAAAUCUGCAAAGGGAACAGGACAGCUCGAUACCCACAUCAGGCAGAUUUGGAGGCAUCGCAAUUACUCUCUGAUGAUUUUAAAUUGCAUCUGCAGAAUGUGCAGUAUCUGCAGACUGCUGGAAGUGUUUUAACCAUUAAUGAAUUGAAAUUGUUUUGUGAGGCCCAACGUGUGCCUAGUUUACAUCAGGAGUUCUGGGAGGUUCCAUUGAAUCUUCAAGAAAAGUGUAUUGUAUCUGGCAGUCAAAGCAGAAAUCGCUAUAAGGGAGUUUUACCCAAUGAACACAGCAGAGUGCAUCUGAGUGAAGUUCAACCCUACAUACAUGCCAACUAUAUUAAGGGUCCUGAUUACACUGAAUCCUCAUACAUAGCAACCCAAGGACCUAUGGCUCACACAUGUGAAGACUUUUGGGAGAUGAUUUGGUUAACAAAAAGCAAUUGCAUAGUUAUGUUGACGCAACUGAUAGAGAAGGGACGUAACAAAUGCGAGCUGUACUUCCCGUUGGGCAAAUCGUCUAAGAAUGAUACUGAAAAGUCUUUCUACUUUUUGAAAUCGAUCAAGUCUCAGGACAAAUUCACUUUUGAUGCGAGGAGGGUUUACGAAGAGGAGAUCAUAAAGAUCGAGGAGGUAAACGAGAUCACCUUCGGCCAGUACAAGAUCAAAUACCUUUCGAAGGAGGACCUGGGCGAUUGCGUGCUACGACAUUUCGCGCUGGAAAAGGGGAAGCACGGCAGGAAAAUAACACAUUUCUGGUAUCCGAAUUGGCAAGACCACAAGAUGGCGGAUUCCGAGGAAGUACUUCAGUUGGCCCUGCGCGUUAUCAAGUUUAUAGACAAUAAUAAAAACAUAAAGAGGAUACGGAAGGACGAGAAGAAUCCGCUGGUGGUGCAUUGCAGCGCGGGCAUAGGAAGGACAGGUUGCUUCCUGGCAAUAUUGAACGGCAUCCAGCAACUUAGAAGCAAUUUCAACGUCGACGUCUUGGCAAUCCUUUGUUCGUUGCGUCUGCAUCGCGGAGGAAUGGUGCAGACUGCGGAACAGUACGAGCUCAUCCACAAGGUUCUCCGCCUCUACACAGAGCAUUUCUUACAGCAAUGAGCAGUAGAAGUAGUUUAGUAACUAACUACUACCUACUGGGUGCUCAAUUUCAGUUUUUACGUCGUCCUCGUUAAAUUAAUUCAAAUAUAUAAAUUGUGAUAAUAUUUUGUUCUGUAGUAGCGUGCGCGCGAAACUUCCAAAGAAUUUUAUUAUUAUUAUUAUUAUUAUUUUUAGCAAUUAUUUUGUG